Molecule: messenger RNA, 4954 nt
Organism: Pantherophis guttatus
Lineage: Eukaryota; Metazoa; Chordata; Lepidosauria; Squamata; Colubridae
Gene: TXNDC16
Product: thioredoxin domain containing 16
Source: RefSeq, a predicted model, not a curated record
GGCUGGAGCCGGAGCUCCACGGCUCGCGUGGACGUCUGCAGGUAGAAAGAGAAGAGGACGGUGCGCAGCGCUGCCCACAGCAGGCAAAGGAAGAGGCACACGGUGCGGUAGCUGAGCCGCUUCUCCCGGUAGUAGAAGAGCAGCCAAAGCUGCAGAACAUCACAACCGUCUAGAAGAAAGUCGAUGGGAGUCUGAAGUCUGGGUUGACAAGGCACAUCACUGUCUGGAUCCUGUGACAGCGGAAAUGGAGUUCUCAAUAACCACAAUUGAAUCUGGGGAAUUUGGCGGUGGGGAAAUUCCCCAGGAACAUUGAAGUGGUGGCAAGCAGCUUGGACUGCGCUCCCGACGCACAGAGUGAAAUGUCAGUAUAAGGUUGAAUUCUCCUGAGACAACUUUGAGCAGCUGGAGACAUGUCACCACCACAAAUGACUCAACGGACUCACUUCUUUUUCCUGCUCACGUGGGUUUCUUGCAUCUCACUGACAAGCAGUGUCGAAAACGUGAUUCCAGAGUUAAGUCCCCAGGAAUAUUUUAGCGGCUUGCAAGCAUCGAAAGCAUCUUUGGUUUAUUUUCAGAAGGAUGUUUCACCAUCUAGUGAGGUGUUCUUGGAACAGUUGGAGAACUCCAAAGAAGCUCUCCAAGAUUAUGGGAUCUUUAUCUUAAAGAUUAACUGCCAAAGAGGAGAAGCAUCCAGCUACUGCAGAGGAGAUAACUCCAUGGGAAAAGUAUACCUAUUCAGGGACCGUGUGUUGGUUCGUGAACUUGCCAUAGAUGCCUUGUUCAGCUUGGAUGCCAUUGUGGCAAAUGUACUUUUCGCUCUCCUCUUCAAUGAAGUGAAAUACAUUUCAACACUGAUGGACCUUCAGCAUUUAGAAAACUCUUUGAAGGGUCAGUCCGAUCUUGCUUUCGCAUAUGUGCAAGCAGUCGGGACAGCAGAGCACCGAGUCUUCAUGGAGGCCGCGUUUGUUUAUGGCUCAGUGAAGUUUGCCUUAACUACUGAAGUGGCAGUUCUGAAGAGCAUCCGCAGUGAAGAGCCAGAGGUGCCAUCUUCAAAACUCUUCUUUUGCCACUGUAAAGUGGCCACGGAUCCUGAACAGCCAUGCCUCAGGACUCUGAUGGAAGAGCCAUUGACUACGUUAAGCAUCCACAAGUUCCUGAAGCUGAUGGGGGAACCUCUGGUGGUGGAAGUUGCAGUAGAUCCGGAAAAGAUUUCAACUACUCAUCUCCAGCUUGGCCUACCACUGAUUUUCAUUCUGAGCCAGGAAGAGACCUUGGAAGCAGACAAGAGGAUUGCUGAAUCUGUAGCCUGGCAGUUGCUGGGGAAAGCAGGAGUCCUCCUUUUGUCAAGGAAUUCUGUUGGUCUGGAUGUUUCUUCCCGAUUUAAUGUGGCUAUCAAGACAGUUGAGGAGGAUAUGCCUGUUAAAUACCUCACAUUGAAAGAUGCAGAUGAAAUCGUAGCAUUGGUGAAGAAUGGCAAGCAGAGCAAACCUAGUCUGAAUAAUAAGGCAGAAGAGGUUUAUGAAGAGGAAGAGGAAGAGGAAGAGGAGGGAGUGGAGAAUGAGAACAACGAACAAGAAAUUCAGGAUGAUGAGGUGGUGGAAUCUGUUGUCAGAGAUCGGAAGCGUGAACUCCCCCUGGAAGACAUCCAUACCCUGACAGAAGAAUCCUUCCUCUCAAUUCUGGCAGAGACCAACCACACAGCAGUGCUCUUCUAUGCCAGCUGGGAAACUGUCUCUCUGGUGGUGAUGCAGUCUUUCCUUGAAGUUGCUGCUCAGUUGAAAGGGACUCCUGAGAUUUCACUUGCAAGGGUAAACUGCUGGGAUUGGCCACACCUUUGCUUGCAGGAAAAUGUCACCCAAUUUCCUAUCAUGAAGAUGUAUACAAAAGAGGGGGCAUGGCUGGCUUACUCUGGGAUGUGGGAGACCAAAGAGAUGAUGAAGUUCAUUGAAUUAAGCAGAAAUUCUUGCCCAGUGAGAUUGAUGACGCCUGAGGAAGUAGAAGAAUAUUUAAGUGACAAAACCUCACCACACAACACGGUUUCUGUACUGGGAAUAUUUGACUCAAGCAUGAGUGAAGCAAGAGAGGCUUUUAUUGAAGCUGGAAGAAUCCUAAAUGGAUAUGUCACAACAGGGAUCUACUAUGAAGAGGAUGCUAUAAUUCUCUCCCAUAAAUAUAAUGUACCUCUUCCAGCCCUUCUGUUUGCUAAGCCUGCAACUCAGCAAAGGAAUGCCUUCCAGCUCUCGCAGUAUAACACGCAAGACAUUGUUAAAGUAAUCCGUCAUGCAUUGUUGGAGACCUUUCCAGAAAUCACCGUGGAAAACCUGCCUGAUUACUUCCAGAUAAAGAAACCUUUGCUCAUUUUGUUCAGUGACGGGGUUCCUGGUGAAAGGGAAGUAGAAGAAAUGAAGCAUGUGGCUGUUGGCGAGGAUCACAAAACCUUUAUUGCUUGCUGGCUAAACCUUAAGAACACACCAGUAGGCAGAAAUAUUCUGAAGGCUUAUUUUGGAAACUUGGUUCUCCCUAUGCCUCUCCUCCUCUGGAUCAACCUUCAUUCUCGAGGCCAUGUCUUCGUUUUUCCAUCAGACCAGUCAGUUUCUGAAACAAAUAUUCUUGCUUGGAUUGAAAAACUAAAGACCAAACAAGAAACACCGAGAGCUACCUUGUCUGAGAAAGAGUGGAAGCCCCGCCUUCCUGCCUACGAUUUCCUGAGUAUGAUGGAACCCACACUGCCUGAAUUUACUAUUUAUACUCAAGAAAGUAUAAGUAUCCGCCAGGAGGAGAUCCUAGGAGAAACAAAGGCAGAAGCCGCAGUGGCAAAGAAGCCCACAAAAGACUCCACCAUGGAGGAACUGAAGCCAACUGGAAGGGCCUUACGAAGGACAGCUCCACAUCUGGGAGCAAAGGAGAAGCAACCUAAGCAUCAUUCAGAGUUAUAAAGUUAUGUCAGAUCUCUGGAUAGUUUUGGAAGUAGAGCAUAGGACAGUGCAGAGGUCUCGAGAGAGCAGUUAACAUUUCAUAAAUAUUUAUUGAAGACACAUGUGUGAUGGGCAGUGGUUAGAAUGCAGUAUUGCAGGCUAACUCUGCUUUCAGGCAGGAGUUUGAUCCUGACUGGCUCGAGCUGGACCCAGUCUUACAUCCUUCUGAGGUCAGUAAAAUGACCCUGAUUGUUGCAGGCAAUAUGCUGACUCUGUAAACCGCUCAGAGUAUUGUAAAGCACUAUGGAGCGGUAUAUAAGUCUAAGUGCUACUGCAAUUGUUAAAGUUGGUGAGAUAUGUAUAGGUGUAAUAAGCCAAUUUUCAUAUAGAAGGAGGCCUCCGAAAGAUUGUAUGAUUCUAAAACAACCAAAAUGCAUUGUCCAUUAGCAUUUUUCUGCUCUAUGUAUUUUCUUUGGAAAGGAAAAUGAUUGAAGGUGUUAAAGAAAGGAACUGAAAGGUAACAAAUGGAGAAAGAUAUCAUCUGAAUCACACUUAAAUGAGACAGGGUGAUUGCACAUGGAUGCACAUGCCCACACAUCUGGAAGCAAUUAUUUUUUUCAAUCCCAAGAGUUUAGGGCUAAUCUGGACAUGAAGAUAAGAAAUAUGUUAAUUACAGAAUCUCUGGUGUUUAUUUUAAAAGGGUCAAUGAGUACAGGAAGGCAACGCAUACAGAUCAAACCCUCAACUUCCACAGCAACCACCCCAAAAUGCCACAAACAAAGCUGCGUCAGAACACUAUUUAGGAGAGCGGAAUCCCAUUGUAACACCACGGAGGCCAGAACAGCAGAACAAAAACACUUAUACAAAGUUUUUAAGAGAAACAGACACCCAUGAAACUUCAUCUGAAGGUGUCUUCAUACAAACAAUACAAACACCCAAAGCAAUAAAACAACCAUAACAACAAUGACGACCGGACAAAUCAGAAUUCCCUAUGUACAGAAUGUUUCUGAAAUAACAGCAAGAUUACUAUGUCAACAUGAUCUUGCGGUAGCCCACAAGCCAACCUCAACUAUCAGAUGGACCCUUUCAAAACCGAAAAGGCAAAUAGAAACAAACCAAAGAUCAGGCAUCAUAUGUCGAAUCCAGUGCAGCAACUGUGAAACGAAUUACCAGUAUGUUGGCCAAACAGGAAGAAAACUAUCAACCAGACUGCACGAACACUUCCUGGUUAUCAAAAAACGUGACCCACUAUCCCUCAUGCCCGUCCACGGAGAUUCAGAAGGACACAAAUUUGAUCUAACUGGGACCACAGUUGUAACCUAGCGAAAUCAAGGAGAGAAAGAGAAUUCCUCGAAGCCUGGUUCUCCACCUGUAAGUCAAUAAACAGGCAUAUAGACAUCCAGUCUACCAAUCGCUGAGAACGAAAGAACUGCAUCAAGCGCGAUCCCAAAGAUAGCAUUUAAAAUGAACGAACUGGCACACCGCUACGCAACAACAAGAACACAGUCACAACCCAUCAACUCACAAGAAAUCGGAUCACGUCUCAGUAACAACAACCAGCCAUUCAAACAGACUGAAACCAGCCCAUGACUCAGUAGUAUCCAAACAAACAACACUAAUUUACAUUACACAGAUGGUACUUAAAACCAAAGACCAUGCCUCAGUAACAACAACCAGCCAAUCAAAUAGUCUGAAGUCAGACCGUGACUCUGAACAAACAACAUUCACACUAAUUUGCAUCUCAUAAAAAAGUAUUUAAAGGCCAGUGCUCGGACAGACGAGCACAAUUCAAAGCGGGCUGACAAUGUCUCCUCGAAUGGAGAUGAAACAUUUGCAACCAAAUUGCCAAGCUCGGAGCUCAGACCAACAGCCCAACUACCAACCUGAGCUUUUUAUAUUCAAAUACAUUUCAGGGUCAAUAGCAGUUUCUCCCAUUCUGGCUCUCUUGAAAAUAAGGCCAUGUAAAUUCUAAAUCUACAGAAUGAUCUACUGACUCUUAAGAACCUGGAGGCAAUAAAGCCCAGUCUUCUGUUAAGCUA